AUGUACGUUCCAGUCUUGACUUCUAAAAAGGAUGAAGCAAAUUGUCAAGCCACGAAGGCAUUUAUUGACACAGGUUGGGGUCUGAAUCUCAUUAGCCAUUCGUUAGCAACGAAAUUAGAACUUCCAGUUGCAAAUGAACGUUCUCUUCAAAUGAAAACUCUAAUCGGUUCAUUUUCGACAUCAGCUUUUGACACGAACGUUACCUUAUCUCCAGAAGCCGUUAAACGUAAAAAUCAGUUUAUAAAACUACCUGUUACGGCUAUUGAAGAUAAAUACUUCAAAGAAUUGAACAACGAUGUUCAAGAUCCUCAGAUUGGUGUUAUUAUUGGCUGUCAAAGCAUUUGUGAUAUCGAGCUAAAGUGCUCAAAGUUAUCACGUUCUUGUGUGUUUGGCAAAAUUAAAGUUACGGGUCAAAAAGUCAAUUUUGUCAAAAACCCCAAUAUUCAUCACGUUACAGAGCUACGACGACAACGAAGACCUAGAAAGGUCAAUCCUGAAGCCGCUCGAAGAAAAAAGCCGGUUCAAAACUUCGAUGAACCAAGUUUUCAAAAGAGAAGAGCUAAAUUUCGUGCUGAUAAAAUAGGAAAUCGUCCUACGGCAACUCAACGUUCUCGUCCUACGUUCAACUUGAAGAACAAUCAUGGUCAAGGAGAUACUGAAGCCGCUCGACGAAAAAAGCCGGUUCAAACGUACGAUGAACCAAGUUUUCAAAAGAGAAGAGCUAAAGUUCAUGAUGUUAAAGUUAGAAGUCGUCUAACAUCAGCUCAACGUCACCAUUCUACGUUCAACUUACGGAACGAUCUUCACCAGGACAAGUCUCUAGACAAGAGAAAACGUCGACGGAAACGGCCAAGGUCUAGGCCAUGUAAACUUUCUUUUCAGGUACCCGAUCGAUCUACGACACGAACUUCACGCCCGCUGCCGACGCCCGGAGGAACUUCGUCAUGCCCUGUUGCAGUUCAUGUAGAUCAUCGUGGUGGCCGGAGUGUAGUCGGAUCGGAUUCAAUUUGCAUAAAUUGA
Bursaphelenchus okinawaensis is the source of this 1020-nucleotide messenger RNA. Lineage: Eukaryota; Metazoa; Nematoda; Chromadorea; Rhabditida; Aphelenchoididae. The record is from the annotation of a GenBank genome assembly.